Penicillium cinerascens is the source of this 987-nucleotide messenger RNA. Its product is annotated as DNA/RNA non-specific endonuclease. The record is from RefSeq and is a predicted model, not a curated record. Lineage: Eukaryota; Fungi; Ascomycota; Eurotiomycetes; Eurotiales; Aspergillaceae. Gene Ontology annotation, molecular function: metal ion binding; single-stranded DNA endonuclease activity; nucleic acid binding. Gene Ontology annotation, cellular component: mitochondrial inner membrane; nucleus. Gene Ontology annotation, biological process: apoptotic DNA fragmentation. Bases 1 to 987 code for a protein of 328 amino acids. The transcript has a single exon.
AUGUCGAAAGCUACUCUGGCCGUGAUCGCGGCCGCCAGUGCUGCCACUGGUGCUGGUGUCACUGCGCUGCUUUAUGGCAAAUCUUCUCGGCCUCAGCAACAACAACAACAGCAGCAGCUUCCUCCUCCUCCGGCUGCCGGUCCUAUCAAAGUCCCUGUGACGACCCCGAUCCCGACACUCGCUGCCAAGGUUGCCACCGGCCCUGUCGAUGCCGCUGGUAUCCUCCAGUAUGGUUUCCCCGGCCCCGUCGCCGAUGAGCUAUCCUCACUACCUCUGCACGGCGCCUAUGACCGCCGAACCCGCAAUCCCGCCUGGGUCGCUGAGCACAUCACCCCGCAGUCGCUGGCGAUGAAGAACGCAGACCGCAAGCACAGCGUCUUUGCCGAGGACACACACAUUCCGCCGCUUUUCCGCGCCAAGUUGGCCGACUAUUUCCGCUCGGGCUACGACCGCGGUCACCAAGUGCCGGCAGCGGAUGCCAAAUGGGCGCAGGAAGCCAUGGAUGACACCUUUGCGCUGAGCAACAUGUGCCCGCAGGUCGGCGAGGGUUUCAACCGUGACUACUGGGCGCAUUUUGAGGAAUUCUGCCGCAACCUGACCCAGCGCUACCCGUCCGUCCGCGUCGUCACCGGCCCGCUGUACCUGCCUCAUCGUGAUCCCGAUGGCAAGUGGCGCGUGAGCUACGAGGUUAUUGGAAACCCGCCCAACGUUGCUGUGCCCACCCACUUCUACAAGGUCAUCUACGGUGAGGACGGCACUAACUCGCCGUUCGGCAAGGUUGCCCUUGGCGCCUUUGUCUUGCCCAAUGCUCGCAUUGACAACGCGAAGAGCCUGUCCGACUUCGAGGUCCCCCUCGAGGUUCUGGAGCGUGCCUCCGGUCUGGAGUUUGCGGCUAAGCUGGAUCUCGGUCGUCGUCGCCGUCUCUGCCAGGAUGUUCGCUGCGAGAUCACGGUGCGUGAGUUCAACAAUGCCAAGAAGAGGGCGUAA